CUCGCGGGAGUCGCGGCCGGCGCGGGGUCGGGCGCAGCACGUGGGCGCGGAGCGGAGCGAGCCCGGCGGAACGCGGCAUGGAGGCACGGGUGGUGCUGGUGGCGCUGCACGCGCUGCUGGCCGCAGCGUGCGCGGCGGCGGCGGCGGCGGCGGCGGGCGGGCUCGGCCGCGACGUGCUGCACAACGAGGUGCUCCACAAGGGCGGCGGCGGGGCGCCGGUCCCGGCCACGGCGCCGCUGCUGCUGCGCGGCAGCCCCGAGAAGGAGGGCGGCGGAGCGGCCUCCGGGGACGACUUGAGCGAGCUGCCGAGAGUUGCUUUCUUGUCAAAGCCUCAAGGUCUGGUUACUCCCAAGAAAAAAGGGAACGGGAAUAAAAGAAGAAAGGGAAAAGGCCUGGGGAAGAAGAGAGACCCAUGUCUGCGAAAGUACAAGGACUUCUGCAUUCACGGUGAAUGCAAGUACAUCAAAGAGCUUGGCGCUCCAUCCUGCAUAUGCCAGCCAGGAUAUCAUGGUGAGAGAUGUCAUGGCCUCUCACUCCCCGUGGAGCAUCCCCCCAGCACAUAUGACCACACCACUGCACUGGCUGUUGUUGCUGUGGUCCUAUCCUCCUUGUGUCUCAUCAUCAUUGCAGCUCUGCUGAUGCUGAGGUGCCACAAAAGGGGUGUCUAUGAUGUAGAAAAUGAAGAGAAAAUCAAGCUGGGCAUCACUGUGAACCACUGAGGAUGCCGGGCGCUGGCAAGGAGUCGGCACUAAAGCAGUUCUACCUCCUGGAAGACACAAACCACGGAGCCAGCACAAUCCCUGGGACCUCCGCAGCACAUCAGGGGCUUACUGGAAUGGCAGGACAGCACCUGGUUUGCAGCUUUGGUCAGGCAGUGGUGUCACUGCAGCAAGCUCAGCGGCAGGAUGAAAGAGGCACAGGAGAGACCCUCUCUGCGGGGUAGGCUUUCCUGCUGUGCUGCGGAGCUGGCCAGGCUGGCUUUGCGGACAGGCAGGAGGGACCUACUGGCCAUCGGCAGAGGGGUUACCCAGCAGCUCAGGGCUGCCCACUGCAGCGCACAACGAGGAACAAACUGUGAAAGGCUGAAGAGGUUGGGCCGGGGGCUUUCUUAGGUGCAGGAGGGGAGGGGGGUAACAGCUAUUUAACAAGAUAUUUUUCAUUUUUAAAUUAUAUAUUUAUUUUAGAUAAACUGUACAUAGUAUUUAUAUUUAUUAGAGGUCUGGCCCUGCAACCUUUAUGUAGGACAAGACAACAAGGUCAGACCUCCCUUAUUUUUAAGUGCAAUGUAAUAUUCUAAUAAAUAACACUUUGUAACAAA
Molecule: messenger RNA, 1318 nt
Organism: Rhea pennata
Lineage: Eukaryota; Metazoa; Chordata; Aves; Rheiformes; Rheidae
Gene: HBEGF
Product: heparin binding EGF like growth factor
Exons: 6
Coding region: 78-719 (213 amino acids)
Biological process (GO): epidermal growth factor receptor signaling pathway; positive regulation of cell population proliferation
Cellular component (GO): plasma membrane
Molecular function (GO): epidermal growth factor receptor binding; heparin binding; growth factor activity
Source: RefSeq, a predicted model, not a curated record